Spodoptera littoralis (African cotton leafworm) is the source of this 520-nucleotide messenger RNA. The record is from the annotation of a GenBank genome assembly. Lineage: Eukaryota; Metazoa; Arthropoda; Insecta; Lepidoptera; Noctuidae.
AUGUCCUCACAAUUAUCUGCUCGGGAACUGCUUGAAUUAGGGGACGAAGGGAGAACAAAAACCGUACUAUCUAAAUUCUGGCCACAAAUACUUGGUACCUUUUUUGGAAUAGGUUCCGCAUCAUUCAUUAACUUCCAAACUCGACGUCCCAUUUUUAGUGGAAUUCAAAAACACAUUCUCCUAACGGCUGGACUAGUGACUGCUUUCACAUAUAUGCAGAAGCAUAGAGACAAUUACUUUGCAGAAAAAGAUGCAGUACUAAGACAUUAUCUUGAGUUACAUCCUGAAGAGUUUGAAGAACCUCCUCGCAAGAAGAUUGCCGAUAUCUUUGAGCCAUGGGUCCCAGUGCGUUAAAAGUAUGUUUUUGUUAUUUAGAUCGAUAAUAAUUAGAUAAUUAUGUGAAUAAAACAAAAUAUUUCAUUUAAUAAAUAUUUAUUCCUGUUUCAUACAGUUGCCAGAGCCUGAGUUUUAGGCUUGUUAUGUACUUUUUGGCCAUGCAAUAAAUAGAUUAAAAAUAAUA